This is a messenger RNA of Drosophila guanche, 755 nucleotides long. RefSeq lists its product as uncharacterized. The transcript is spliced from 2 exons. The record is from RefSeq and is a predicted model, not a curated record. NCBI's taxonomy places the organism in Eukaryota, Metazoa, Arthropoda, Insecta, Diptera, Drosophilidae. The coding region runs from base 117 to 686 and encodes 189 amino acids.
UUUUUAAAUAGUUAGACCUUAUUUGCUGAAUGAUCAUAUGUUGAAGGUUAUAGGAACUUGUCACUCUUCUGAGGCAAGUAAGCUUCCGCUCCAUAUUGAAUGAAUAUCAAGGCAGGAUGCCCAAGUCAACGGAGGAUCCAAAGCCUGGUGCGCCUAUAAUCCACGAUAACAUUCCGCUGGCCCUCAAUGAUGUACUCCGGGUAACAAGGGACCCAGAACGAGAAGAUGUGUUCACCGUUUCCAUCAACAAGGCUCCAUGCCACUUUCGCACUUGCAUCGUGUACGCCUUUGUAGCCGGAGAAUGCCCGCACCAUGCAUCAUAUCGAAAAUACAUACUCGACGACAGCACUGCGUCACUGGAAGUGAGCAUUUCUACCAGGAUAUGGAAGAGGACGAUGAUGGCAUCUCUUUACAACCAGGCGACACAGCUGUUAUGCGAGGAAAGCUACAAAAAAAUAUGCGAAAGUAUGAUGCGGCUUCUAUCUGCUUCAAUGGAAUAUGUAGACCCCUCUAGCAUACAGAGGGGCAAUAGCGUUUUUCUACACUGUCGACCCAACUUUUACAUGGAUAAAUUAGGCUUGGAGGCGUCUUCCUUCUUGGUCGACAAAGGUAAAUCACGCCAGAUGGAAAUUGCAUUUGCGGAUCAUUACAUUGAUUGGCACGAGAGCUACAAAAUUGAAAACUAGCCGGCUCUUUUAUAUCGAAUUUUUACUCAAUAGAAAAGUAUGUGUUAAAUAUAGAGAAAAUAUAAAAUA